Messenger RNA from Zingiber officinale, 1835 nucleotides. RefSeq lists its product as uncharacterized. Lineage: Eukaryota; Viridiplantae; Streptophyta; Magnoliopsida; Zingiberales; Zingiberaceae. The record is from RefSeq and is a predicted model, not a curated record. The coding region runs from base 29 to 1180 and encodes 383 amino acids. The transcript has 2 exons.
AUAAUGUGAGGGGAGGAGCAGGAGUAGGAUGGCAGGGAACCGCGGCGGCAGAGGAAACAGCACUGGUGAGGUGGCGACCAUCAGCUCCGGGCCGGCCACCGCUAUUCGUUCUUUGGAGCCAAGAAUGGACUGGCGUGAGAGGAGUAGAUGGGUGGCUUGCUUUUGUGGACUGUCCUGUUUCUGUUUCGGAUCACGAAAACGAGUGAAACAGAUUGUUCCUGCAUCACGUACUCCAGAUGGGAGCACAUCAACUAGCCAUUUAAAUGGAUCUACAUCUUCUGGAAUUUCUACUCAAAAUAAUGCACUGAACUUAUCCAUUCUCGCGCCACCUUCAUCUCCAGCAUCAUUUUCAAACUCUGCACUCCCUUCAACAGCCCAAUCACCUAAUUGUUUCUUGUCAGUCUCAGCCAAUUCUCCUGGAGGAAUAUCAUCAACCAUGUUUGCAAUAGGACCAUAUGCUCAUGAAACUCAGUUGGUGUCACCUCCUGUGUUUUCUACCGUUACAACAGAACCAUCCACGGCUCCAUUGACCCCUCCACCAGAGCUUGCUUACUUUACUACACCAUCAUCCCCCGAUGUACCUUAUGCGAGGUUUCUGUCAUCAGCUAUGGAUAUUAUUGGUUCAGGGAAAGCCAAUGGAGUGUCUUAUUUGCCAUCAACUUAUUCGGUUGCUACUGAUCUCCGAGUGAAUUGUCCAUUGUACCCUGCGAGUCCUUCAAGCAGCCAAAUAUCACCUGCCUCUGGAACCCCUAGAACUAGGUUGUAUUCUCCUUUUUGGGAGCGUGAUAACCCUGCACAAUGGGGUGCUUCCACACCCACUCAUAGCUCUCCUGGUUCCAGGAAUGCAUCGACCAAGUUGCCUGGACUUGAUUCAUCUACAACCAGAAAUUUCAUAGUUUAUCCUGAUUCCAGCUUCUUCUAUCCGGCAACAUCAGCACAGUUUCACUUGGAUCAGGUGCAGCAACCAUUUCCUAAUUCCGCCGGGAAGCUUACUUUUUCCAGGGAAGCAGAUGUCCACUCGAGCUGUGGAAGCCAACAACAUAAAACUUGCAAACAAGAUGUGGAAGAAAUUGAAGCUUACAGGGCAUCAUUUGGAUUCAGUGUGGAUGAAAUCACCACAUCUCAAAAUUGUGCGGAGCCAUCUGAUCCACUCCAUUUAAUAUUAGUAAAACCACAAUAGAGCUUUCCCCAGUUGUUGGGUUUGAAAAGGGUAAAAGGUUGUGCAAUUUUCUGGAUCGUAUGAGCACAAUGCAAGUAUGUGGUACGGACAAAUUGAAUCUGAGCAACAUACCACCAGGUCAAUCACAAUAGGCUGGGAAGGUCACAUGUGUCCAUAUGAAACCUGCAUACUUAGUUUCCUUCGAGAGCUACUCAAUAUUGCAGUUAGUUUACUGUGUCAUUAAAUCACUCGAUCUGAUUAUGCCCUUCCUUUAGUUGAUCUCAAUCCUGAUACAUACGGUGGAGAGGAGCACGACCCAAAGCAAUAUACAGUGAACAAACUGAGUCGGGCCAACUCUACUCUGACGUAGAGACCAAUUAACGAAGUGCCAGAAGUUUCUGAGAAGUCGAUACCUUAUUAGGAUGAAUUUCUGAUAAGUGCUUCUCUAGCUGGUAGAUUAACCAAAUUUUUUUUGCUUGCUGUUGAAUGACCACUAGAUUCUGAUUUUGAAGGACCAGGAGACUGAAAUUCUAUGAGUGAUUCCAUUCUCGUAGACUAAUGUAUGCUUGUGAUAAACACAUUAAUCCUACUGUUUUGUUGUAGAAUUUCAUCAUAUAUUGUAUUCUAUGUAUUUACAUUAUCUUCCUGAAAUAGUAUAUACUGGUACUUAGAUAGA